This is a messenger RNA of Juglans regia (Persian walnut), 2042 nucleotides long. RefSeq lists its product as uncharacterized. Lineage: Eukaryota; Viridiplantae; Streptophyta; Magnoliopsida; Fagales; Juglandaceae. The transcript is spliced from 15 exons. The record is from RefSeq and is a predicted model, not a curated record. The coding region runs from base 521 to 1723 and encodes 400 amino acids.
UAUAAGGAGGCCUAAAACAACUCUACCAACCAAAACUCCUCAGCCAUAUAGAAUUCUCCAAAACCUCUCUCCUCUCUCUUUCUCUUUCCUCUGUUUCCUUCCUCCCGCUCUUAAAUAUCACAGGGAUCUCAUUCUGCCAUAGCUAGUCAUUCCCUUUCUUUCUUAUCAAUCUUUUGGCCGGUGAAUUUCUCGUUUAUUCGUUAGCCUUUUUUACACGGGUUUUUCUCUUCAUACGUUUAACAAAGUACAGGGGAUCACGAAGUUAGUGAUGUCGAUUACACAUUAAGUGAUUUUCUCGUGAGCCUCGGCUGUACAGACCGUUUCUCUUAAACGGAUCAUUCUUCGGUUAAUAUAUAGGGUUGUGCUCCAGGCAUUGGUUUCCUUCCAUGAGGGUCUCUGGUACUUUCAUGGAGGAUUGGAAUCUCUAAACUUGUUAGAUAAUACAUAUGAGCUCCCCCCACUUUCUACAUUGAAGCCUAUUUUUGGUGAAUAUACAGCCAGAAGAUUGUAAAUAUAUAAUAUGGGAAUCCUUACCCGCAGUGCUGUUAGCAGAAAACCAAAUGAGACCAUGAGGCUUAUUGUUACUACGUUUGUUGGAGUGGUUUUUGGCUUUUUUAUAGGAGUAUCAUUUCCAACGUUGUCAUUAACUAAGGUGAAUCUUCCAUCCCGCCUUUUUCCUACCAUUGACAUCUCAUACAUUAAGUAUAAAGAAUCAGGCAUUCAAAAUGCUUGGUCAUCUGUGAAUAAUAAUAAUGAUAGCAGAUCAACUCAAGCUCAAAAGUUGAAUGAUACAUCAAAGAUAUGGGUUCCAUCUAAUCCUAGAGGUGCAGAAAGACUACCUCCAGGUAUUGUUGAAGCUGAGUCGGACUUCUACCCACGAAGAUUGUGGGGUAAGCCCAGUGAGGACUUAACCAGCAAACCACAGUACCUUGUAACCUUCACUGUAGGUUAUGAACAGAGGAAGAAUAUUGAUGCAGCGGUGAAAAAGUUUUCAGAGAACUUUACAAUCCUUCUAUUUCAUUACGAUGGCCGAACAACCGAAUGGGAUGAGUUUGAGUGGUCAAAGCGUGCUAUUCAUGUGAGCAUUCAUAAACAAACUAAAUGGUGGUACGCCAAACGCUUUCUGCAUCCUGACAUUGUGGCUCCAUACGACUACAUAUUUAUCUGGGAUGAAGACCUGGGAGUGGAGCAUUUUAAUGCGGAAGAAUACAUAAAACUAGUGAGGAAGCAUGGCUUGGAGAUUUCACAGCCUGGUUUGGAUCCUAGCAGAGGAUUAACAUGGAAAAUGACAAAGAGAAGAGGUGACCGUGAAGUUCACAAACAAACAGAUGAGAAACCUGGCUGGUGCACCGACCCACGUAUGCCUCCCUGUGCAGCGUUUGUUGAAAUCAUGGCUCCGGUAUUUUCGCGAGAUGCAUGGCGCUGUGUGUGGCAUAUGAUCCAGAAUGACUUGGUCCAUGGGUGGGGUCUUGACUUUGCUCUUAGAAAAUGUGUAGACCCUGCCCAUGAGAAGAUUGGAGUUGUAGAUUCACAAUGGAUUGUUCAUCAAACUGUUCCCUCACUUGGUAACCAGGGAGAAGCAUAUAAUGGGAAGCCACCAUGGCAAGGGGUAAGGGAGAGGUGUAGGAAGGAGUGGACAAUGUUCCAAAGUCGGAUGACAAAAGCGGAACAUACAUAUUUUAAGGACAUGGGAAUAGACCCUUCCAAUUCGACAGUUCAUUAGGGGACAGCAACAUGAUAUAAUGAUCGUUCGCUACCAGCACCACCUGCCAUGAGGUUACUAAUUGCAUUGCUUUGUAAAAUGCAUUAUCAUAGAUUGAAACCAUUAUUUAUUUUGACACUUGGUUAAGCACAAUCGUGGAAAGCCAUACAAAAUUUUAGUGCUGACUAGAGUUAUAGUAUGGAGGGCAUCUCUCUCUCUCUCUCUCUCUCUUUCUUUUUUUUUUUUUUAAAAAAUCCAAGUAAAGAUAAUAUGGAGGGCAUCUAGGAUUGUAUGCAACUAUAUUACUUAAAUAAUGCGAGAUGAAAUAUUUUUUGAUUGA